Molecule: messenger RNA, 5926 nt
Organism: Papaver somniferum (opium poppy)
Lineage: Eukaryota; Viridiplantae; Streptophyta; Magnoliopsida; Ranunculales; Papaveraceae
Exons: 11
Coding region: 792-3902 (1036 amino acids)
Source: RefSeq, a predicted model, not a curated record
UCUCUCUCUUCCUUUUCUGACCAUUUUUCUGCUCUGAGCUCAUCUACUUCUACACUUUCACUCCACUCCACUCCACUCCACUCCACUCUUCCUCUUCUUCUUCUUCUUCUUCUACAAGCUUUUAGAACGAAGGAGCUCUCUCAGUUUGAGUCUCCCAACCACCAUUAUUAACGCAGCCGAGUUGGUGCUUUUCUCUAGCCUUUACUACCACCACCGCCAUCAUCAUCACCAACAAUAAAAAAACACCGCACCAUUGGUUUUGUCAACUUGGAGAUUCUACAAGUUAGGGUUUAGUACUGAGACUUUACUUACUGAAACUAAGCUCGGGAUACCAUUCAAGUUCAAGAUUGGAAGUUUGGAAAUCUUGGAACACUUGAACAACAUUGAUUUACUAGGAACAAAUUGUGGGAAUUAGAUAGCUGUCCUGCACCUCUACUGCCAUCUAAUAACCAUUCAUCUGUUGAUUUAAUCUUGAUGUCUACAAUCUUAAGACGUGGCCUCGCAGUUUUGAGUUGCGCGUUCGUGUUUCAUCGAGUGUGACUUUGAUCCCUAGAGUCCGAAUCUCUGACAACAAGCCCUUCUCAUUUACGUUCGCUCUGCACAGUUACUUAUCUGUACCGGAUUUUGUGUUUGUUUCAGUGCAGCACUUCAGGUUGUCUGGGGAAGUUAUUCUGAAGAAUUAACAACUUAGUUGGAGUUUGAUAUCAGCAUUCAAAGAACCUGCAUCUUUUUCUCUUAAUAGCUAAAUGUUCUAGUUGCCAAUUGGAGAGAAGUGAUGCUUGAAGACUAAAAUGAUUAGCUCUAAAGUGUUGCUGACAUACAAGCGAAAGCGGAAGCUUUCACAUGGUACUGGGUACCUGAAGUCAUGCUCCAAAUAUCCAACAAAUAAACUAUCACCAGUUCCUGGAAAUCUGGUCGAAUCAGGUGAAACUUGGUCCUGUGUUAAAUGUGCUUGCGUUGAUGCUUUGGAAAAACGUCUGCUUUGUGAUAGCUGUUGUGAAACUUAUCAUCUUCAAUGCCUCGAUCCGCCCCUUAAGCGUGUACCUGACGGGCAAUGGUUUUGCUCUACUUGCGUAAAACAAAAAGAAUCUGGGGUGUAUCAAGUACAAGCAUCAAGGAGAGUGAAACCAAGAUUAACUAAUGAAGAAUCUGAUUUUGGACUAUCUACAAAUUCUUAUCUUAAAGUACUCCAGACUGUAAGACCCGAUGAAACUGCUUGUGAGGAGACAGAUGGCUCAGUUCGAGCAGGCGAAUUACCUGAAAAGAAGUCAGAUAAUUGUUUUACGGGUUUACCUUUACACACAGAUCAUGUACCCGAAUGCAAGAGUCCGUUGACCGGUGAGAGUUCCAUUCUGCAGUCAGUAAAUGUUGAAGCUCCGAAAAAAUCGAGCACUGAGUGCUUAGGAAUGUCUGGUGAAAGAGAUUGCACGGUUGAAUAUACGAGUGCCUCCACAUUGAAACCUUCUGGUUCAGAUACUGCUGAUUCACCUUUGAAAGAUAGCACUGAUUUAUGCAACUCCAGUGCCACUUUGAAGAAGAAAUUCAGUAUUACAUUCAACAGAAGAUAUAGAAAUAAAAAGAAUGAGACCAACAUAGAGAACCCGUUGGUCAAGGUGAAAGAAUGUUCAGUCAAUAAAUGCUGCAGCAACAGUGCAUGUGGUCCGGACGGUUCAUUUGAAGACAAUUCUCAACAGUGUAGCUCAGCAACUCAUCUAUCAACUUCACUACAGUUGAAGGAUGAUAAGUUUGUUGAACAGAACAGAGAUGCAGGUUCGUCAUCAUCCAUUGCUGCUAGAGGUGUUCAUAAAACUAAGAUGCAUGUAGAGCAAGACCAAUCAAGUCAACGAUGCCUAUCAGAGGAUCACUCAGCUAUUGCUGCACUAGUUCCAUGCCUGAACUCGCAUCCACAUCUUUCUUCAGUGCGUCCUGAAUUUGACUCAGGUGCCCAAUUUUCACGAAAAGAGUUCAUAGCCAAAACUUCCACAGAUGAAACAGACUCAAGUGUGAUAAACGAAAAAGUUCAAGAGUUGCCCAAAGUUGUAGAUUUGAAUGAAAAGCAGUCCCAAACAAUUGUGAAUGAUUGUGUGAAGGAAGCUGUUAUGCCCAAUCAUGUGUCAGAAAAUGGUGUUUUCCUGGCACCUCUGGACCUAACUACAUCUCCUAUUGAUUUACGCUGUAGUGAAACUUUUCUCGACUCCUCAAUUUCACUAGAUCCAAAUCAUGUAACUGACUGGUAUGGCGGAGCGUCCAAAAAUGUCCGAGGAUUGUUGGAAAGUACCAAUAAUUCAGUUGAAGAGAAAUUAGCUUCCCAGAACCUCUUCGUGACUAGGAAUACGUGCGAUGAAAUAGAGGAAGGUGUUAACAACCGUCAUGGAAAGGAUUCCCCAAUGCUCUCGUUGGGCAUUUCAUUGGUGGAUCCAUGUAAGAAGAGCUGCAGUGAUGAUGAAAUUAGUCACGUGGAUCCUCCUCGUGAACCGCUAGAUACCACUGCUUCCUUGGACUCUGAAGAAAUUAAUUCAAAUGUGGAGUCAGGAUGCGGGUUGAACCAGACAAACACUAGGGCAACCGAACCGCCUCUUUUUCCGUGUUCUGCAAGUUUAUCUUCCCCAUCAGUGCCUCCUAUCAACUUCUUCAAGGACACGCCCAGCAUUCCAUCUUUGCCAAACUCUGACAUUCUAAGUGGAGGCUGUACUCUAGAAAUGUCACUCCAUUCAGAAACGGCCAGUUUUCUGAGACGCAGGCAGAUACUUGACAGUAUUACAGCUAAAGCAUUAAGAGAAAGCCAGGGCUGUUCUUUGGGUCAAUUGAAGGGAGACCCUAAAAUUUGGUCAGAGGAAGAGUUAGAUUUUCUUUGGGUAGGUGUGAGGAGACAUGGAAAGGGUAACUGGGAUUCUAUCUUGCAGGACCCAAGAUUGCGAUUUUCUAGGUUUAGGGAUGCGACUGAUCUUGCCGAGAGAUGGUAUUUGGAACGAUUAAAUCUCUUGAAUACUACCUCUCACGACAUCAACUAUGACUUUUUAUCAAGAAAAAGAUCAAUUGGUUCUCAAUGUAAUAGUACUUAUCAUGCUGUAGGUCCUACAGGGACCUUGACUGACGAAACUCGACUUUCUCUUGGAGAUACUUACGUUCAGAGACAAUUAAAUAGGUUUGAUGUGCCGGGCAUUACUCAAAUGCUUACGAGUGGUGGUGUUUCUGAAAGGAUGAGUUCUGUUGGCAAUAGCAAGUUAACCCAUUCGGUUCUGCAGCGAAUUGGAACCAAACAGCUCCAUAUACCAUCAAGACGCCAACGGAAGCCAAGCCAUUCAAAUGCAAACUAUGGACGACAAAGAUAUGCUACAGGUCCGUCUAUUCUUCACCAAAAUCCUUACGAAAAGUUAGGGGUCAGAAGAGGGUUAUUCAAUAGUACGAGGGAUGGUUCGCUGUUAAGAGAAGAUAUGCCAAGUGGGAUUCGUGAAAGUGGUACGAAUCUGCCUCAUUGGCUCAAAGAAGUGGUCAAUAUGUCUUCUUUGAGGCCAUAUGAAGCAGCAUUUCUGCCUAAUGAAGGUUCAGCCGGAUCAGAGUCUUUGAACUUGAAAUGUAAUAACUAUAAUCGGGAUGCUCCACUGUUCCCUAGUCGCGAGGCAUCAAUGGUUUCCUCACCGGAUCCUCGUCAAAGGCUCGAUGAGGCUGGUUUGCAGGCAACAGCUAGCGUACCAAAUAAUUAUCAUUCCAGCAAAUCUAAGCGGGAUCCUUUUUCAAGGCUGGGUUCAACUUCUGAAAUACCCGAGUCACGGAAUCUAAUAUCGGAUUACAGAAGUGGACCGAAAUUCAACUGUCCAGUUACGUAUCCUGUUACCAAGGAAAAUGACUUGAUUGUAAUAGACAGUGACGCAUCUUCCGAGGAGACAUUGUCUGAUCAUUAAAGUGGUAGGCCUUAUUUUUUAGCAGUAAGUAAAGCUUAAAAAAGUUGCUUGAAAAUUUGCAGUCUAACUUAGAUUGUAGGAGGGUUCUUUUAAUGUCCUGUACAGCUACAUAUAUUUUGUAAUGUGUAAUGUCUAGAAAUUUAAUUUACUACAGCUAGUUGCUUUAAGUGAAUCAGAAGUCUCUGAACUAGUGUGCUUUCCCACCUAAAUUUAGGACCUCCUCCAUGCCCGGCUAAUCAAUUUCAUUUACUGGCCUUGUAGCCCUUAGGGGCCAUCAAUUUUUUUGGCAGUAUCUGUUUCUUCUUCUUUAUGGGUCCCUAUUCUUUCUUUUUUUUGUUCUGGUCUUUUAUGGCUUCUGAUUGAGGUCUUAGCUGCUACCUCUCCAUUAAGAGAAGGUAGUCAGUGGCUUGGGAGAGUUGGUAAAUAUGAAAUAUGGUUGAAUUUCAAUCGGACAAGCUCAUCUUUGGAGUCAUCUCAUCCUCUAUUUGGGUAUUCAGGUAUUUCUCCAGUUAUUUAAAUUAAUAGCCUUUACUUCGCUGAAACACUUAUUUUUACUACAUCUGAACCUGAAUUGUUUGGAGUAAUGUCUUUGUCCAGAGUAUGAGUUCUUGUGUUUGUUCUUCAUCUGUUCUGUGCACUUCAGAUGUUUGUUUUAAUGUCUAUUUGCAUUUGUCUUGUAUCAUCUGUUUUUAACAUCUUAUAUUUGUGUUGCCGCUGCGUAUUAACUAUUUGGUUUUCCAUUGUCAGCCUUUAGUCUGGUAUUCCAAUAUAUCCCUUGUCUCCUUAUUCUCAAGUUGAUCCUGUCGAAUAGUUACAACCAGUAGUAUGUUUUCAACCAAAGACUGAACAUAAAUUUUGAAACUAAAACUCAAACCUUUCAUGUGCUCAGCAAUUCCGGAAGAACAGUUCCUCUGUAUAUGUUGUUUUGGAAAAAUUUGUAGACAGAUUUUAUACUUGUGUCUCUUCUAUCUUCACCAUUUCUUUUGGUAAUCCCUGAUGGGUUUUUUAGAUUCUGCUUUUUCAUGUAAUUCCUCUUCCUGGAUAAACCAAUGAUGCCAGGCCUCGUUGUUUCUUGGCGUGCAAAGGUGAAAUAGUGGCUUUCUUUAGGCAUUUCAACCUUGUUAUGUAUCCAGCAGCUGUAUCUAGUUCUUAUCCUCACAUGACCAGCCGGGUGCUUCAUUUUCGCCAUCUUUUUUACAGAAACUGCAAGAAUUGAUUGGUUCCUGCAAUGAUGUUACAGGGCUGAUCUGUUCUCUGAGCAAUGUUAUAAUGAAAAUCUUAGCCUGAAACUGCCAACGCUUGGCGAUACUAAUACUAGGACUCGUAUGAUGCAUUUUAUGUUGUCGCAUGAUCCUGAUGUAGAGUUUAUUUCUGAAAACGGCUUAGCUGGAGAUAUUGCAAAUGUGUGGAAAGAUGGUUUCUCAUUUCACUUUUUGGAGUCUUGAUCAUGUUCAUUCAUGCUAAGAUUAUUUCUGGACCUGCAAAUGCGACUUGGAGUUUUUCUUGCUUGUAUGGUCCACCCCAUUAUGCUGCCAAAACAGUUCUGGAAUAGCUUAGCUGGUUUUCUACUUUACUCAAUCCUUGGUUACUUGGUUAAUUCUUGGGGAUCUCAUUCAGUCUCCUAUUAACCCAGAAGACAGGAUAUCUGCUUCUUCUUCUCUCAUCUCCUCAGAUAACAAAUUUUCCAGUGCAAUUGUUUCUUCCUGUGGUCUUCAAGAUGUCGAUUAUUCUGGCAAUCCUUACACUUAGCACAAUUAUCAACAACCUGAUCAGCUGAUGCAAGAAUGUUAUUCAGAGUGUUAUCUGUGCGAAUAGGUCAGUUUGUUGGGAGAACUUUACUCCUUUUGAUGACUGUAGGUUAACUUUGGUUACCUGUCAUGUGUUUCCUGUGUCUAUUUCAAUCUUGAAUGUACUAAUUCCUGGUCUGCUUCUCCACCUACUAUCCUCAAUGCUGUUUAAGCUGAGGAUAAAUCUUUUGAAUAUAAGUAGAAGUUAUUAAUGUUAUAAUUCAAUUUCCAUUUUUU